Molecule: messenger RNA, 1431 nt
Organism: Papilio machaon (common yellow swallowtail)
Lineage: Eukaryota; Metazoa; Arthropoda; Insecta; Lepidoptera; Papilionidae
Product: trans-1,2-dihydrobenzene-1,2-diol dehydrogenase
Exons: 8
Coding region: 242-1258 (338 amino acids)
Molecular function (GO): nucleotide binding
Source: RefSeq, a predicted model, not a curated record
AAUCGAUUCGCGCUAUCCAAAGUUGCUAUCUCUAUAUUAAGUGUUUUAACAUUCUAGCUGUGUAUUAUUUGUAGUUGUAGUUCUGCCUCCAAACGUACUGGAUCUGUGACUGGCAACGCAGUUCGCAAAAAAGAUACUACACACUUUGGGGCAAACACUAGAUGACGCUGAGAUCGGAAUUAUCCACAGCAAAUUAAGCCGUUGUUGUACUUCUCGGACAGUAAGGCAUUUCGUACACAAGAUGAGUCUUCGCUGGGGUAUCGUUACAGCAGGCAAGAUUUGCCAUGACUUCGUCAACGCCUUCAACUCCUACCCCAACAAGGGAGACCAGGUCAUAGCUGCUGUGGCCGCUCGCGACAAAACCAAAGCGGCGGCAUUCGCUAAGACUCAUAGCAUAGCUAAGGUGUUCGAUAGCUACCAAGCUAUGGCUGUCAGCAAAGACAUCGAUGUUGUGUACAUUGGUGCUUUGAACCCCGACCACUAUGAGCUGGCUAAGAUGUACCUUGAAAACGGCAAGCACGUCCUGUGCGAAAAACCUCUUUGCCUCAAUUACAAACAGACAGAGAGUCUGAUUAGAUUCGCGAAGAAGAAGAACUUGUUCCUGAUGGAAGCGGUUUGGUCUAGGUUCUCACCAGCGUACGUGGCGCUGGAAAAGGAGAUAAACGCUGGAAAACUGGGAGACAUUCAAUACGUCGAGGUUAAUUUCGGUGUGCCGAUCGCUGCGGUCGACAGACUUCGGUUAAAAGACUUAGGAGGUAGUGCGGUGCUCGACAUUGGCAUUUACACGCUGCAGUUCGCUCAAUUCAUUUUCAAAGAAGAGCCCAUCAAGGUGACGGCCAUCGGAGAUCUCAACGAAGACGGGGUUGAUUUGGUUGACACUGUCAUCCUUGACUAUAAAGGCGGCAAGAAAGCUGUGCUUAUCAUUAAUAGUCAAGUGCGACUCUGGAACAAGGCAACAGUAUACGGCAAUAAAGGAAGAGCGACGAUAGAAGACCCUUUUCAUUUCCCCGAAACUUUAAUUCACGUGGAUGGCACAGUGGAAAAAAUCCCUCUGCACACAUCCAGCAUUCCAUACAACUUCGAGAACAGCGCCGGUUUAGUUUUCGAAGCCAUGGAAGUCGCGAGAUGUAUAAAACAAGGACUUAAGGAGUCACCUAGAAUGUCACACCAAGAAAGUCUUUUGCUGGCGAAAUUGGAAGACGAGAUUCGUAAACAGGUCGGCGUGCACUUCGACGUCGAUGACAAAGAGUACCCUUGAGUUAUUGAAAACUUUAGCAUUAUAUUUUUACAUGAUGCAAAUAAAUUGAUACCGAGCACAUUGUAAUAAAUAAAGGAAUAAUAUUUUGUUUCAUUUACUGUCCCUGGUGGUGGUGCAUUGGUCAUGCUUGCCAUUUUUGCAGCAGCAACAUCCCGCUACAAACUCCACCAUUG